AUGUCUGCGACGACGGCGGCGACCACGAAGACCGCGACCUCACGCUUUGCGCUCGACUUGCCCGCGCCGUCGUCGUUGGCGUUCAGCCGCCUCACGCUCGAGUCUGCCGGCUCGCCCGCUCCGUGGCAGACGAUCCCCAACGUCCCGCUCCGCCCGCGCGUCCUCGUCGCAGCGCUCGUCACCCUCUCGCGCGCACUCGCAGAGUCGCGCGAACAGGGCGCCAUCCUCGUCGACGCACUCGCCCGCGCGAGACAGGCGUGCGACCAGCAGCGACUCGCGGCGCAGGGUGCCAAGGAGGGCGUGCUGCAGGCGAGCAAGGCGGCGCAGGAUGCGCACGCCGAGGCGAAGCGGGUCGAGAAGCUGAACGGGGCGUUCAAGGCGGGAGCGGACAGGACGGUCGCCGCCCUCGAUCGGCGGGUACUCCGCUCUCUGCGCAAGGGCAAGGGCAAGGGCAAGGCGAAGGAGGUACUGGGCGCCGAGGCGUCGGCGGAACCGGACUCGCCGCUGAGCCCGUUCGCGUUCGUCGAGGAACUGCUCGUCGACCUCGAGCUCGACGCGGCCGAGGUUCACAAAGGCGUCGCCGACACGGUGCUCGACGACGAGUGGCAGGCGAUCGAGGACGAGCUCGUUGCGACCAUCGCGGCACGGGCGAUCGAGAAGGCGAGUCCGAAGUUGACGAGCGAGUUCCGGCUUCCAGAGCUUCCUGCGGCGGGGGCGGAGCCUCUCGAGGCGCACGACGACGGCGAGCGGACGACAGAUGGCGCGGAGGCGAGCGCCAGCCCGACGAGGGGACGAGCGAUGUCACUUCCGCCGACUCCGCCUGGCUCGGUCCACUCGAGCUCGAGCGAGCGGGACGAAACCGACGCCGGCGAGUCUGACUACGACUCUCUCGUCUCGCUGCUCACGCCUCUUGUCCACCCGGUCCUCGCACUCCUCUUCCGCACCCACACCCUCCUCGACCAACGCCUCACCUCCUCCAUCGACCACUUUGAGUCUCUCGUCCGUGCGUCGGCGAAAGCAGUCGAUGUACACAGGCAGAGUGUCGUCAGGUUGAACAAGUUGUCGAACAAGUUGCGGGAUUUGCAGUUUCUCGAACGGAGGGAGAGGGAGGAGGAGGAGAGGGUGAUGGAGGAGAUGAGGGAUACGGUUGUUGAACUGGCGCGGUGGAGGAAGGGGAUCGUACCGGACGAGGGGGAGCCAUCGCAGGAGGAGGAGGAGGAGGAGUGA
This is a messenger RNA of Rhodotorula toruloides NP11, 1227 nucleotides long. RefSeq lists its product as uncharacterized. The transcript has a single exon. The record is from RefSeq and is a predicted model, not a curated record. NCBI's taxonomy places the organism in Eukaryota, Fungi, Basidiomycota, Microbotryomycetes, Sporidiobolales, Sporidiobolaceae. Bases 1 to 1227 code for a protein of 408 amino acids.